AUGUUGAAACCAUUAGCACAACUUAAAGAAAUGGACAAUGACGAUCCCAAUAUUUAUUGUGAUGGUCUUAUAGAACACUAUGAACAGCAGCCUGAUGAGAUGGAAAACAUAUGUUUGGCUGAGUUUGCGGCCUAUUAUGAUUUCUUUAAGAAACAAGCAGAAACAAAGGCUAAUGGUUUACCCUUAAAAGAUGGAAGUGGCGUUUUAGUUAAAAGGGGUCAUGCUAAAAUUUUAGCCUACCGUAGUUAUGGACUUCAGCAAGACCCUCUUAACUAUUGUAGGGAACAAAUAAUGCUAUACAUCCCAUGGCGAAAUGAAGUGGAUGAAGUUGAAAAUGAGAACAUUGAUCAACAGACCAUAUACAAAGAUCGAUACCAAGAGAUUGUUGCAAAUCGACAAAAGUUCAAUGUCUUAGAUGAACAGGUAAUCGAUGAAGCCCUGAAACUUGCCGAAGACCGAUCAAAUCAAUUAGACGAUGGUGGAUUCGGUGGAGAAAUCGAUGAUGAGUUUAUGCCUUAUGGACUAGACAACCCCAUUUAUGAUCCAUUCAAUCACAUCAUCGAUAAGAAAGACGAUGAAGCGCCAGUAAAACAUAUCGCUUUCCCAACGCCUCAUCAGAUAAGCGAUUCAGAGUAUGAAGCCCUCAUAAGCAAACUGAAUCACAAGCAGUAUCAGUUCCUUAAUGUCGUGCAAGAUAGUCUAAUUGAAGGGGAAACUUUCUACUGCACACUUAGUGGUCCAGCAGGUACAGGCAAAAGUCACCUGAUUACGGCAAUAACCCAGUCGUUAUUGCGCCAUUUCAACUCAAUACCGGGAAAUAAUCCUGAAAGUUUAAAAGUGUUACUUUGUGCGCCUACAGGUAAAGCGGCAUUUAAUAUCGGGGGUAUAACCUUACAUGCGGCAUUAUCGUUACCCGUUAGUCAGUAUGGUGAAGAACUAAUUCCGUUACACCAUGACACCGUUAAUACUAUAUAUUGUAAUUUGUAUGACUUAAAAUUAAUUAUCAUAGAUGAAUAUUCCAUGGUUGGCGCCAGAUUGUUUGACCAUAUUAACAGUAGAUUGCAGCAAAUCUUUAAAUCUGACGCCAUCUUUGGAAAUAUUUCAAUAAUUUUAUGCGGCGAUAAUCGUCAAUUACCCCCAGUAAGGGAUAUGUAUAUUUUUUGCCCAGUAAAAACAAAUCCGUAUAAAGAAUUAUGCGGAACGUAUCUGUGGGAUCAUUUUAAAUAUUUUGAACUUUCAGAAAUAAUGAGACAGAGUGAAGAUAAGUCUUUUGCAGUUGCCCUCAAUAAUAUGGCGUUUGGUAAAAUGACCGACGAAGAUGUGCAAUUGAUCAAGUCCAGGGAAGUCGACAGUAUUGACCAAAUUCCUGAAGACACUAUGCAUUUAUUUUGCACCAAUGCAGAAGUAGAUGCAUUCAAUGAAAUGAAACUGUCUACAUUUAAAACCGAGCGAGCCGUAAGUCAAGCCAGAGACGUUAUCAAAGGGAGUUGCUCAGAACGACUAAAAAAUUUAUUUCUGGAACACGCAAAAAGCUUAAAAAAGGGGGAGAGUUUUGGCCUAAUGUUAAAUUUAAUAUUGCAGGUAGAUGCCAAAUAUAUGAUUUCAAUGAAUGUGGACACCAGUGAUGGAAUAGUCAAUGGUGCAACAGGCAUCCUACGUCAAAUAGACUAUGACCGAAGUAAAAUUCCAUUCAGAGUGUGGAUGGAGUUCUUCGAUUCCAAGUCAGGCCAGGAAUGCCGCAAGAGAAACGAAUCCCUUAGGAAGUCUAUGGGUGUGUUAUACACUUGGACGCCCAUAGAAAGAGCUGCCAGAGCUGUUAAAAUUCAAAAAGGCAGCAAUGUUCACGUUGAGCGUCUUCAGUUUCCUCUUGUAAUCAGUGAAGGAAUUACAAUCCACAAGAGUCAAGGUGCCACCUACAAACAGGUGGCUGUUCACAUUGGAAAUCGCAUGACGAGAACCAGUACCUAUGUUGCUUGUAGUCGGGCCACAAAGCUAAGUGGCCUCUACAUCAUUGGUAAGUUUAAGGCCCCUAAACCGGCAACCGAAAAGGAUGCUGCUUAUAAAGAACUGGAAAUUAAGAUUGAAGACGAUAUUACUACUUUGAUACAACUCUGGUACCGCUCUUUCCAAAAAUAGACUGCCAACCUGUGGAGAAUAUAG
Molecule: messenger RNA, 2160 nt
Organism: Anthonomus grandis grandis
Lineage: Eukaryota; Metazoa; Arthropoda; Insecta; Coleoptera; Curculionidae
Exons: 2
Coding region: 1-2136 (711 amino acids)
Biological process (GO): DNA repair; telomere maintenance
Molecular function (GO): DNA helicase activity
Source: RefSeq, a predicted model, not a curated record